CUUUUUGCCUGCAAAAAAAUGGCAUGCUGUAGUGUUGAUGCUGGGGAAUGCUGACACGCAGGUAGUCAUUAAGGCGUGUGAGAGGUGUGUGUACUGGUUUGUGUGCAUUAUAGCAAUACUAAGACGAGGUGUAGUCAGAAAGUGUGAUUUAGAAAGGGAGGGAUGGAUGAAAGAGAGUGAGAGAGCGAAAGGGGGAGGGAUGAAGAAGGUGAGAUUGUGCCUAGGCUCAUUCUGCAUAGCCGAGGAGAGAGAGAGAGUGUGUAGCAGGAACUUGUUUUGUGUAGCUGCUAGUUCAGCACUGUUAGCUGCAGUCUCUGCUUCGUUCGUACUGAGGGUUUCGGCCAUGCUGUCCGCUCUGCCCAGACUCGCUGUGUUCAUCUCUGCAGUGCUGGUUAACGGUGGUGUAGUCCGGGCAAGUACACACACGGAUCUUGAUCCAGGGUUCCUCCAGUGUCAAGAGUGUUUUUACAGAGGCGCACCUCCACACUCGCUGUCUGAGCUGGGUUUGGAGCAGAGGUGUCACACACAUCUGACCGGACGGCCUUUUGCAUCGCUCUAUAAUGCCAACUGCAAAAGCACCAUCUAUACAGCCCUUCACCUCGGCUUGAAUAAUGGAUGGGGCAGAGGAGAGCAGAGCACGGAUACCAAAGAACAGAUCGAUGACGAUUCCCCUGUGGCCAUCCCAGCUCUUUACAGAGGAGCCGCCGAUGAGACCCCCUCACCCCAUCACAACUACCCUCUCUUUAAAUGGGAUGCUUUGACAGCAGAGUUUAUACAGAGCUCCAUCAUACCAAGGUGUUUGAAGACGAGCGGUGACAUUUACAUGCAGAUUGGUUUAGGUGGUUUAAAUGAGUGCAGGGGGAAGCUGUUGUGGUCAGCGGUGUGUUGUGCUGCAUCAGAUGGAGACGGCAGUUUCAGUGUUGGGCUGGUGAAGGAGGGGGACAUGAAGGUGCUCAGCGUUAAGGCUUUGGAGGAGCUGAUAGGAGUUACAGGCCUGUUUUCAGGAGGUUGUGGGGAAGUCGGAGAUCAGAGCGAAGACGAACUUGCAUCGCUCUUGAAAAAGCAUCUGAACGGCAACUCUGAUGUGCAAAGUGAAGAGCGCAGUGGCGAACACAACUCUCAGGACGCAGAAACAUCAGAAACGGAGAAAGUGACUUCAGAGCACGUUAAUGAGGAAGCCCAAAGCUACACGUCUUCUUCUCUGAGCUCAGACAUGGAGUUUCAAGAGAACACCAAUGAGACAGAGAGGUCAGAGUCUGUCCUCCUGAAAGUUUUGUCUUCCACCGUCUAUCUCCUUUAUGCUCCUUUUUCUCCAAUCGUAAACAGAGUCACUAACCUUCCCUUCCAGCUAACCUACGUUCUUCAGGAAGAUCUGGCAGUUCUGGCCUCGGUGCCUGGUGACAGCUGCACUUUGGUCAACAACUUGGUCUCAGGAGUAUAUUCUGGCAUUUCAUGCGUCUUGAACACCUUGUACCAGACAGGAGAAACAAGCGUGUGCACGACUUACGCCUGCCUCAGUCUGUUAGCCGAAAGCCUGUUUGUGGCUUUCCAGGAAGGAUUCAUAGGGACAGGCACUUUGGCAUUGGAUGUCCUGGGAAUCAUGACGGGAACAGUGGGGAAUGGUUUUAGGAUCAUCAGGAUGAUUUUCGGGUCAGUUUUGGAUCAGAUGGUAGAUUACCUGUGUGUCGUGUCUUCAGAAAUGGGCUGCCAGGUGUCGACGGUGGGAAGUGGGGUUGGCAAGCUUACCUGGAGAAGUGGAAAGGGGGUGGGCCACAUGCUUAGCAUCGUAGCAUCCGUCGUUGGCGGAGUAGUGGACAAUACAAUAUCGAAUAUCCAGGAAGCUUUUGAGGGGAGCUCAGGGGAAUCAUCUGAAUUGCAAACACCUGAAUUGUUGAAAUCUGAAGUGGUCGGUGAAUAGACUUCAAUGCGUGUGUAUAUGCCUGUGUUAGACACCUUAUUUGCAUAUUACACCACACAUAGAUUGCAUUAGUGCCUGUCCUUUUUCAGCGGCCUUGGCCCCAGGAAGUAUUUUUCCUAUUUAUUUUUCCCAUACAGAAGUCUUUGUUUUAAGCCAUGAAUAGCUGUAGGUAAAUCCUAACAUUACAAACUUUGAUUUGAAAAAAGCCCCGCAGUAUUUGAAAAGGUGUAGGACUGUGCACUUAACAUACAUUGCUAUUUUGAGCUAUUUUCCAAAUUAUGUCAUUCGCAGUGUUUCAUGGAGGUGGACAGGAGGUCUAUCUUAUGAUUUAUGUUACUGUUAAAAAUCAAUUCUCUUAUGGAGAAACUGAAUGGGAUUUUUACUUCCGCAUCCUGACAGUGUCUGGCUUCACACCGAAUAUUAACCAUAUGGCAUGUGGUUGUGAAUCAUCUGCCUUAAAAUACAUAAACCUCCAAAUUUUUGAAGGGUGAUUUGUAACUCUUUCAAGGUGCUGAGAAAUGUUUGUCAAGUGUCAGAAAGAUGAUGUAAUUGUUGUGAACUGUUGGUCAUUUCAUCCGACAUAUAAAGACCUUGCUGUGUCAUGGUUUAUAUGCUGCAAUAAAACCUCUUCUCUGUGAGUCGUGCUCUCUGUCAUUUAUAGUCUAAUCUAUCACACAAGACCUUCUUCGAAGGAAAUCCAUGUAAAUCCAUUGAAUAAGACUAGACUGCAAAUAAAGAACAGAACAUGGCUGUGCCUGA
Puntigrus tetrazona (Sumatra barb) is the source of this 2677-nucleotide messenger RNA. RefSeq lists its product as uncharacterized. The record is from RefSeq and is a predicted model, not a curated record. NCBI's taxonomy places the organism in Eukaryota, Metazoa, Chordata, Actinopteri, Cypriniformes, Cyprinidae. The transcript has 2 exons. Bases 38 to 1918 code for a protein of 626 amino acids.